GGUCUGGUGCAACAGAAUAUGUGAUCCUCCGGUCGUGCUUCAGAAUCAGUCCUUCAUCUGACAACAUGGCGACUGUUCGUGCCGCGUCCCGUCUCCUUUCCAAGAGGGUACUAUUUAAAACGAAGGCAGUCCCUGCUGCUGCAUUUCAGGGUUCCAGGAACUUUCACUUCUCUAUCUAUGGCAAGAAGAAAAAUGCCAAAGUAUCAGAGGAUAUCUCUACUCAGUAUCCAGUUGUGGAUCAUGAGUUUGAUGCUGUGGUGGUAGGAGCUGGAGGGGCGGGACUUAGGGCAGCCUUUGGCCUGUCAGAAGCUGGCUUCAACACUGCCUGUGUCACCAAGCUCUUCCCCACCAGGUCUCACACUGUUGCUGCACAGGGUGGGAUCAAUGCCGCUCUGGGGAACAUGGAGGAGGACGACUGGAGGUGGCAUUUCUAUGACACAGUAAAGGGAUCUGACUGGCUGGGAGACCAGGAUGCCAUUCACUACAUGACAGAACAGGCUCCUUCAGCUGUAGUGGAGCUGGAGAACUUUGGCAUGCCGUUCAGCCGCACUGAAGAUGGGAAGAUCUACCAGAGGGCCUUUGGAGGUCAGAGUCUCAAGUAUGGAAAAGGAGGCCAAGCUCACCGCUGCUGCUGUGUAGCAGACAGGACAGGACACUCACUACUGCAUACGCUUUAUGGACGGUCGCUUCGUUAUGACACUAGUUACUUUGUGGAGUACUUUGCCCUGGACCUGCUGAUGGAAAAUGGAGAGUGUAAAGGAGUAAUUGCUCUCUGCAUGGAGGAUGGAUCUAUUCACCGCUUCAGAGCCCAGAAUACUGUCAUUGCUACUGGGGGUUAUGGAAGAGCCUAUUUCAGCUGCACAUCUGCCCACACUAGCACAGGAGACGGAAAUGCAAUGGUGACCAGAGCUGGCCUGCCCUGCCAGGAUUUGGAGUUUGUACAGUUCCAUCCCACUGGGAUCUACGGAGCCGGUUGCCUGAUCACAGAGGGUUGCCGUGGUGAGGGGGGGAUCCUGAUCAACAGUGAGGGAGAGCGCUUCAUGGAGCGCUAUGCACCCAACGCCAAAGACCUGGCCUCCAGAGACGUGGUGUCCCGCUCCAUGACCAUAGAGAUCAGAGAGGGCAGGGGUGUUGGUCCAGAGAAGGACCAUGUGUACCUGCAGCUUCACCACCUGCCUCCUCAGCAACUGGCCACAAGGCUGCCUGGUAUCUCAGAGACAGCCAUGAUCUUUGCUGGAGUUGACGUCACUAAAGAGCCCAUCCCGGUCCUGCCCACUGUUCAUUAUAAUAUGGGUGGAAUACCCACAAACUACAAGGGACAGGUGAUCACUCAUACCAGUGGAGAGGACAAGGUGGUUCCUGGACUGUACGCCUGUGGUGAGGCGGCCUGUGCCAGCGUCCACGGUGCUAACCGACUGGGUGCCAACUCCCUGCUGGAUUUGGUGGUCUUUGGCAGAGCCUGCGCCCUCACCAUCGCAGAGGAACACAAACCUGGAGAGAAUCUGUCCCCUCUGAAGCCCAGUGCAGGAGAGGAGUCUGUAGCCAACCUGGACAAGCUGAGGUUUGCCAACGGAAGCCUGAGAACCUCAGAGAUCAGGCUCAACAUGCAGAAGACUAUGCAGUCUCACGCUGCAGUGUUCCGUACCGGCUCUGUUCUGAAGGAGGGAUGCGACAAGAUGGACGCUAUUUACCAGACCCUGGAUGACAUCAAGACCUUCGACAGAGGCAUUGUGUGGAACACAGACCUGGUGGAAACGUUGGAGCUGCAGAAUCUGAUGCUGAACGCCGUCCAGACCAUCCACUCUGCUGAGCAGAGAAAGGAGAGCAGGGGAGCCCACGCCAGAGAGGACUUCAAGGACCGUGUUGAUGAGUAUGACUACUCGAAGCCCCUGCAGGGUCAGGAGAAGAAGCCGUACGAACAGCACUGGAGGAAACACACUCUGUCCUACGUCGACCCCAAGACUGGCAAGGUGACCCUGGAGUACCGCCCUGUUAUUGACAGCUCUCUGGAUGAGGAGGACUGCGCUCACGUGCCUCCUGCCAUCCGCUCCUACUAAGAAGAUCUCAUCUCCUCCCCCUUUCAAUUCCCAUCUCAUUUCACAUCUACCUUACUCAAUUAGUGAAUUCUCAUUUAACUAUUUAAGAAGAUACAUUUUCUGUAAUAGAAAGGACAUUUUGGGACAAAUUAUGCUUUUUAGAAUAGUUAAAUACAAUACUGUCUUGUCCACUUCAUCCCUUCGUGUCACUUUCCUGUUCCUCUCCCUUCGUCCUGAUUUAAUCUGUGUGCAGCAUGCACAUGCUGUUGUGACCUCUCACACUGUCUGAGCUGGUUUUGUAUAUAUCAUAAAGCACUCAAGACAGGUGGGUGACUGAGGAUUUUUCAGCAUCCAGCUGAAGAAAAAGAAAAUCGAGACUAGAUAACGUCUUGCACCACUUAAACUCCGCUUUUGGUGAUAACACCAUACUUUCAUUUCCUUGUCUUGCAUUGCAUUAAAUGCUUCUUGAAUUAGAACUUCUCUCCUUUGGCUUUCUGAAGUGAACAGACAGUGGGAAUGUUUGUAAAGUGAAAUGCACCUGUCACCAUCAAGCCUCAGAGGGAAGUUUUAAGAAUGUAAAUAUUACAUAAAUGUACAAUAAACCCGGCGAGUUAUACUGUAUGUACUUGUUAAAGUAUGAGGUAAUCUUUUCUCACUCACUACGGCCUUCAGUUUUGGAUAGCAUUUACUUCUUGUGAUACUUCGUGUGUGUGUAAUCCAAAUGAUAAGAUACAUAUGUUCAGCACAUAACGAGCUGAUCUACUUAAU
Messenger RNA from Xiphias gladius (swordfish), 2804 nucleotides. It is a transcript of the gene sdha, whose product is annotated as succinate dehydrogenase complex, subunit A, flavoprotein (Fp). Bases 66 to 2057 code for a protein of 663 amino acids. Gene Ontology annotation, molecular function: electron transfer activity; flavin adenine dinucleotide binding; succinate dehydrogenase (quinone) activity. NCBI's taxonomy places the organism in Eukaryota, Metazoa, Chordata, Actinopteri, Istiophoriformes, Xiphiidae. The transcript is spliced from 15 exons. The record is from RefSeq and is a predicted model, not a curated record. Gene Ontology annotation, biological process: mitochondrial electron transport, succinate to ubiquinone; tricarboxylic acid cycle.